Messenger RNA from Rubroshorea leprosula, 2942 nucleotides. The record is from the annotation of a GenBank genome assembly. NCBI's taxonomy places the organism in Eukaryota, Viridiplantae, Streptophyta, Magnoliopsida, Malvales, Dipterocarpaceae.
CUUCCUUCCUUCCUUCUCUCCUCUUGACUUUUCUUUGCUGUUACUCAUUCUCGCAACUUUAGGCACUGAUUUAGGACCCAAAACAGCGUGACAUACCAGUAUAGCACCACGCCAGUCUCUCACCGUAAUCACAGCAGUCAGACUCAAAGACGGCCCUUGUUGUUUGUCAUAUGUUUGCAAUUAAGGAAGUAAGUCAGAAAGGGAAGCCAUAGAACUUCUUGAUUGUAGUGUGAUGGCAGAAAGGAAAUUGAAUUUCAAUGCACCCCUUAUAUCUGUGAGGCGGUUUUCUGCAACAACAUCAUUUUCUAAGGGUGAGAAGGGGAAUAAAACUGCAAGUUCUGUUCUGGAUAGACGAUAUUCUCUCCCUAAUUGUAAGUCAGAUGUGAGUUUGGAUCAGGUGACAGAACCUGUUACAGUCCCUUUCAUGUGGGAGCAUAUCCCGGGGAAAGCCAAGGAUGGUGUGGAGCCUGCGUCUAAGCAUUCUGAGGGGGUUUCUGUUACUCCUAGAAUACCUCCAGGCAGGGCCCUGGAUGUCAUAAAGUAUCCACUGGAGAAGGAAUUUGAAAAUCAAAAUUUGGUUAGUUACCCUAUUGAAUCAUGUUCUUCCAAUGAUAAUGUGGCUAAAUUAGAAGCUUCAAAAGAGGCAACAGAUAAAAAAUGGGGCUUUGAAACAGAUAACGAUGAUGAUGUUUAUUCAGAUGCUCUUGAUACACUGUCUGCAACAGAUUCAUUAUCCUUGAAUUGCAGUAUAAGUGGUCUAAGUGAAUCAGGUGAUCCAGUUGUGGAGCCAUCAGGGACCUUCUCCACUGAUCCACAAACUCGUGAUUUCAUGAUGAGUCGUUUCUUGCCUGCUGCCAAGGCAAUGGCUUUGAAGCCUUCCCACUAUGCUUCAAAGAAGCAACCUCCACCAGUUGAACAACCAAGAGAGGCUAUGCAGGUGGUUUCUGUGGAUAGGAAGACUCCUGUGAAUCUGUAUGAAUCAAUUACCAUACCACAUUAUGACCAGGGACUAGAGGAAGAAGAAACUGAAUCUGAAGAUUAUGACUAUAAUUCUUCUGGCAGUGUGUCACGAAAAGGUUGUGGGUUGUUUCCUCGGUUGUGCUUUAAGAACUCUUUGUGCCUCUUAAAUCCAGUUCCUGGAUUUAAAGUUAGGACGCAUUCUUCCAUGUCUUCCUUAUCUCAGGUUGGAAAAGCAAGCAAGGCUGCUUACAUGGAGUCUCACAGCCAAACUGUCAAGAAGCAUGCUUGGGAUGCUGCUUACAAGAAAAAAUUAGAUAGUGGAGCUCAAUCCCCUAAGCUAUCAAUGAUUGGGAAUAAGCUGACUUCUGUCUCAAGUCUUACCAACUCAAGUCACAAGCAUAAAAAAUUAGAUAGUGGUGCUCCAUCCCCCCAGCGAUCAAUGAUUGGGAAUAAGCUGGCUUCUGCAUCAAGUCUUACCAAGUCAAGUCACAAGCAUCAAAAAUUAGAUAGUGGCGCUUCAUCCCCCAAGCGAUCAAUGAUUGGGAAUAAGCUGACUUCUGGAUCAAGUCUUACCAACCCAAGUCACCAGCAGCAAAAAUCAGAGAGUGGAGCUCAAUGUCCCAAGCUCCCCAAGACUGGGGGAAGUAAGGUGACUUCUGCAUCAAGUCAGUUUACUAACUCAACUGAUCAGCAGAUAUCAAGGAGUUCAUCCCCCUACACGGGUCGCAUUUCUCCCUACCGCAGGGAGAGACCACCAUCUCCCUUUCGUGGAGGGGGGUUUCUUGGUAUCCCUAAAGGAGUUGAGAAUUUCAAAGCUAAUAUGAUGAAUAAGCAUGACAGGAUCAGUAAUGAGCAACAGGAAUUGUCAUCUCACCAAAGUUUCAAACAAGGGUCAGAAUCUGCAAGCCCUGCAGUUGAGAAGACAUUGUAUGUGGAUACUGAGAACUUUGUUGAGCUACCAUCCUUUCGUUCAAAUUCCUCUGGUAUCAGGGGCCAAAUGGAAUACACCGGCAAGUCUUCUGAGGCUUCGUUAGGAAGCAGAGUUCUGGAAGAAACUGCAACUUCAGUAUCCUCAUUGGAAGAUAUAAAAUGCUUGACUAUUUCUGAGGAAAUUAAAAUAUCAAAACAUAACCGUGGACCUACAGAUAACAGGCGUUCAUCUUUUUCUGACAUGCCAAAUUUUGGACGUCAGGUGAAAAUGAUUAGAUGCUUUAACCAGGAUGGAGGACUUGAUCAAGAAUCUAAGUCCUUGGAGUGUAUAAAAGUUGGCAUGUAUGAGAACCUCAAUUUUAGCAGUGACAAUGGUUUAAAAGCAGAUGAUCAAGGAGUAUGUACCCCACCUUUACCAAAAACACCUUCCGAGUCUUGGCUUGGGCGUACCUUGCCUUCAGUUGGCUUGCAAAAUCCAUUUAAGCGGACUUAUACUGGCACUCAGUUUCAUCCAAAAAAGGAGGAACCCAAAGCUGCUUCUACUAAUGACAAGUGGGAAACAAUUGUUAAGACUUCUCACUUGCAUCAUGAUCAUGUACGCUACUCUGAGGAAUUAGUCACUCAUGUUUAUCAGCAACCCAGAACUUAGAAAUGCGGAGAACCGACGCCCUUAAACUCUAUUGGUUCAGUAUGGUGGUAAAUUCUGGUUAAAGAUCUUAUAUCCUAUCUUUUCUUUUCUGCUGAGCUUGUCCUCGCAUUUUUGUGUCUGCUUGUAUUAGGCAAGUGGAUUCCGGUGUGCUUUGAUUCUUGCUGUUGCAGAGCUUGCAUUUUCUUUUGAUCAGUGUUGGCUGAGGCAAUGAUCAUUAAAGAUCAAGUCAAAUUGAAAGUACUGUAUUUUGAACUUCAAUUCGAUCAAAUUCCUUGUGGCGUUCGUUUGUCUUGCCCAGGAAUAAAACAUUCUAUUCUUAUGUACAUAAUUACUCUCCCUUCAAGAAUACUACUUCAUUGUGAAUUGUCAGAUGAUAAGCUUUGCAUAAAGUUUAGAACUUUAG